AUGUUAAGGAAAAACAAAGGGUUGAUUUUUAAAUACUUUCUUAAUCUCAUUAAUGGAGCUUUCUUGGUUCUGGGGCUUUUACUCAUGGGAUUUGGUACCUGGCUUUUAUUAGAUGGAAAUAAUUUUUUCACAGCUUUGGAUGAAAAUAAUCACUUGACAGUGUAUAUUUUUCGAAUUUUGAUUGGAACUGGAUCUGCUAUUCUUCUUCUUUGUCUCUUGGGUUAUUUGGGAAUUCACAAUGAGAUCAGGUGGCUCCUAAUUCUGUAUGCAGUACUGUUAAUGUGGGCUGUUGGUGUUCAGGUUGUACUUUCAACACUCAUCUUUGCAAAGAAGGAAGAGGUUCACCAAGCAUGGCAUGAUAAAAUUGAUUCCAUCAUUUCUGAGUAUGGAUCUGAGGAUUUCCCUCAAGAUGUACCCAAGUGGGUGAUUCUGAAUGCUCUGCAGAAAAUGUUUCAGUGUUGUGGCCUAAAAAAUUAUACAGACUGGACCAAGAACAAGAAUAAAGAAAAUUUAGAACAGGUGCCAUGUUCUUGCACAAAUUCUACAUUAGGAAAGUGGUUUUGUGAUGAGCCACUGAAUGCAACGUACCUACAGGGUUGUGAAAAUAAAAUCAACACAUGGUAUCAUGCUAAUGCUUUGACAUUAAUUGGAAUUAACUUUGGACUUUUGGCUUCAGAGGUUUUGCAAUUCUCAUUAACUGUUUGUUUCUUCAGACACAUCAAGAAUAGAAUAUAUGCAGAAAAGUGA
This is a messenger RNA of Budorcas taxicolor (takin), 747 nucleotides long. It is a transcript of the gene TSPAN19, whose product is annotated as tetraspanin 19. The transcript is spliced from 8 exons. The coding region runs from base 1 to 747 and encodes 248 amino acids. The record is from RefSeq and is a predicted model, not a curated record. Gene Ontology annotation, cellular component: membrane. Lineage: Eukaryota; Metazoa; Chordata; Mammalia; Artiodactyla; Bovidae.